CCUAGGCCUAAACUCCUUUCUUGAAGAGUUCUACUGUUGCAGCAAUGGCGACGACACAAACUGAAAAGCCUUCGAAACCGGCUACACAGUCGGAAAAGGGUGACAAUGCAUUCAUCAAAGCCUAUUUGGUCGCAUACAAUGUCAGUCAAAUGCUUGGGUGGUCUGCCUUGAUGGUGAUUAUGGUGAGCCAUUUCAUCUCUGAAAAAUCAUACAUGAAUAUCUAUCCCAAGAUCGAAGGCUUGCUACAAAUAUGCCAGACUGCUGCUGUGCUUGAGAUCCUCCACAGCAUGACGGGCAUCGUGCGGUCCAACUGGGUCCUGACGGCUUUCCAGGUGUAUUCCCGGGUCUUCCUCAUCUGGGGGGUCAUCUGGAGCGUUCCUGGGACCCAAGGUGGGUACCCAGUGACCAUGUGGAUGAUGGCGUGGACGGUGACGGAGAUCAUCCGCUACUCCUUCUACUUCUUCAGCCUGAUGCCAGGACCCGUGCCCUACUUCCUGGUGUGGUGCAGGUACACUUUCUUCAUUGUACUCUACCCCAUCGGAGUCACGGUGAUGUUCCCCCAGCUCUACCUCCACAUGUUCAGCCAGAGGAAGAAGAUCAUCGGAGGACGAGACUCCUCCUCCUCCCAUCAGAAGAAGGUCAACUAG
This is a messenger RNA of Aplysia californica (California sea hare), 647 nucleotides long. Its product is annotated as very-long-chain (3R)-3-hydroxyacyl-CoA dehydratase 2. The transcript has 6 exons. Gene Ontology annotation, molecular function: 3-hydroxyacyl-CoA dehydratase activity. Gene Ontology annotation, cellular component: endoplasmic reticulum membrane. The record is from RefSeq and is a predicted model, not a curated record. Bases 45 to 647 code for a protein of 200 amino acids. Lineage: Eukaryota; Metazoa; Mollusca; Gastropoda; Aplysiida; Aplysiidae. Gene Ontology annotation, biological process: very long-chain fatty acid biosynthetic process; sphingolipid biosynthetic process; fatty acid elongation.